AACCAUGAAACAUUGCCUCGAAGGAAUCGGUUCCUCAUGGAGAUGGGGAAUUGUAGACGGCUUCAAUUGCGGGAAAACGCUUCCCGACAAUUCAUGGAGUCCGUGCGGAACUGGGUUAAAUUGAGCUGAACUCCGUGCGUGUCUUCUGCAGCGUCUGGAAGUCUUUCACUGAGACGGCUUUUUGGUUGUUUGGUUUUUUCUCUUAUAUCUUCAGAGGUUAUUCGAGGAUGUGUACUUGCAGGUGCGGUCGGUGUGGGUGUUCAUGUGCCAAACAGCGAAGUUGAAAGAUGGCAGUCCUUUCAGGUCGAAUGAUCGGGUGGAUAGUGCUCUGGUAGUGUUUGGGUUAUGGUUACAAUGGUUGUGGAGGUUAUUCAUGUAGGUUGGUUGAUUGGACGGUGGUGUUGAUGAGGGUGGUGAAGCACGCAAGAGAUUAUUGUCCUUGCUAAUAAGCCGACCAGGCUGUGGAAGAGAAAAUGAAGAGGAUGGAGGAAACUGUGGAGUUCGGAGUAUUGUGUAGCAUGUUUGAGGCCAUCGUUAGGUGUAAGAAGGGAGCUCUGAAGCGGAAACAUGUGCGGACGUUUUUGGAGCAUGUUUACAAUGGCCAAGAGCAUUUUAGCGCUAUGCGUUUGAUUCUUCCCGACUUGGAUAAAGAGCGUGCCAACUAUGGACUCCGCGAGGCUGUGUUGGCCAAAUUCUUAGCCGAUGCUCUGGGGCUGUCUAAAGAAUCUGAGGACGCUAAGAAACUUAUCAAUUGGCGUAAAGGAGGCCAAAGAGCCGGCAGCAAUGCCGGCAAUUUCUCUAUGGUUGCGUCUGAGGUGCUCUGCAGGAGGCAGAAAACAGCACCUGGUGGUCUAAUGAUUAAAGAGGUCAAUGAUCUUCUCGAUCGCUUAGCGGCAGCACAAGACAAGGAAGAGAAAACAGCUGUGCUAGCUGAGCUCAUCAACAAGACAAAUGCUCAGGAAAUGAGGUGGAUUAUUAUGAUUAUUCUGAAAGAUUUGAAACUCGGGAUUAGUGAGAAGACAGUUUUCAGCGAGUUUCAUCCCGACGCGGAAGAUUAUUUCAAUGUCACAUGCGAUCUGAAGUUGGUUUGUGAAAAGCUUCGUGAUCGCAGCAUACGUUACAAGCGCCAGGAUAUCGAAGUGGGGAAGGCAGUGCGACCACAAUUAGCCGCAAGGGCUGCCAAUGUCGAAGAUGCCUGGAAGAAGAUGCGAGGCAAAGACGUUGUGGUAGAAUGCAAGUUUGAUGGAGACCGUAUUCAAGUGCACAAAAAUGGAAAUAAUCUGAACUUCUGGUCAAGGACGUUUAAUGACCAUCCAGAGUUCAAGGAGGCUAUUGGUGACGUAUUGUGUCAACGUAUCAUUCCCGAGAAGUGUAUACUUGACGGAGAGAUGUUGGUUUGGGAUCGAGUGUCGCAAAGAUUUGCUGAGUUUGGCUCUAAUCGUGGAGUUGCAAAGGCUGCUAAGGAUGGCUUGGAUUCUGAUCUUCAGAUUUGUUAUGUUGCAUUCGAUAUUCUGUAUGAUGGUGACAGCAGUGUUAUCCAUCGUCCGUUGCGUGAACGGCAACGGCUCCUUCAGAACGCUAUUCGUCCUCUCAGUGGCCGUCUGGAGGUUCUUAUACCUGCAGCCGGAGGGCUUAAUGCAAAGCAUGCUGUUGGAGAUCCGAGGUGGUCAAUCUUGGCCACAAGUCCCGAGGAGGUGGAACAGUUUUUUCAAGAGACGAUCGACAAUAGGGAGGAAGGGGUUGUGUUAAAAGACCUAGAUUCCAAAUGGGAGCCCAGUGAUCGUAGUGGAAAAUGGCUUAAACUCAAGCCUGAUUACGUUCACUCUGAAUCUGACCUUGAUGCGCUGAUAAUAGGUGGUUAUUUUGGAACUGGACGGCGUGGUGGUGAGGUUGCUCAAUUUUUAUUGGGAUUGGCUGAGCCGUCAGAAGUGGGUGGCUACCCUACAAAAUUUCGUUCCUUCUGCAGAGUGGGUACAGGCCUCACUGAUGAUGAGGCUGAGCAGUUAGUGCACAAGCUCAAACCCCACUUCAGGAGGAAUCAUAAAAGCACCAAACCACCGAGCUGUUAUGUGCUGACUAACUCAUCCAAAGAGCGGCCUGAUGUCUGGAUUGAACGACCUGAAAAGUCCGUAAUACUUCAAAUCACAAGUGAUAUCCGAACCAUACGCUCUGAGGUAUUUGCAACGCCGUAUAGUCUACGGUUUCCUCGAAUCCAAAGAAUUCGAUAUGAUAAACCUUGGUAUGACUGCCUCGAUGUUCAGACAUUAGUAGAUACGGUACAUGCAAAGAGCCAGAACGAUGGUCAAGCGGAAGGUGGGAAUCAAUUCAAAUAUCGAGCAAGACGGGCCAAACAGGAAAAGCCUGAACGAGCAUCAUUGGUCCCCUCCCACAUGUUGGUAACAGACGUAUCGCAUGUAAAGCAAGCCACUCGCAUCUUCAAGGGCCUUGUCUUCUACGUUGCCAACACUUCCAGUGAGUACCCAGUUGAGAAAAUUCACAAAUUGGUUGUAGAGAAUGGAGGCACCUUCUCUAUGAACUUGAGCAGUACUGUUACUCACGCGGUCGCAUUCGAAAAGAAAGGACUCAAGUAUCAGGCAUCUUUUAUGAAUGGGGAUGUCAUUCAUCUAUCAUGGCUUUUAGACUGCAUGGCUCAGAAAGUACUCCUUGUAGUAAGCCCCAAGUAUUACUUGAAUAUGUCAGAUGCCACAAAGGAAAGACUGAAAGGUGAAGUUGACGAAUUUGGAGAUUUUUACUGCAACGAAGUUGAUGAAACUGACCUUACACAGAUCUUCGAAAACAUAGAUGUGAACAAGCAGUACCACGACAUUGACAGAGUGAAUUACUACAUCAAGAAAUAUUCCCCAUCUCCAACUUGGUGCCUUUUCUCCGGCUGCUGCGUCUUCUUUCUCCGUCCUCUUCACUCCGCGAAUGAAAAUACUCUACAGGUGGCAAACCUAACAUUGAGAAGACUUGCACUCGAGGUGGAGAUGCACGAAGGCACCGUUUCUGACAAAUUGACGCGUAGCAUCACACACGUUGUGAUGUAUGUACCUACGGAAAGUCCCGUAUCGUUCCAGAUUAUAUUACGAAGUGCGUCAUCGGAGGAAAGAAGGCUGCUAUUAUCGAAGCGGGUCAAAGUUGUAAGCCAUCGCUGGAUAGAGGAUUCUGUUAACAGAAGUAUCUACCGUCACCCCGCAGACGAAGAGUAUGAUCUCAGCAGGACUGGAGAAGUGCUUUUGUCCGAUGAGGAAGAAGAAGAGCUGGUGUCAAAAACUUCAGUCCCCAUAAAGGCUGACUCGAUGGUACCCAUCACCCCAGACAAGAGGGUUGUACCUAGAUCUCUUCGAAAACCAGCUACGCGGAGACGAGCCCUGAACCUUGGAAGGCCUAGUAGAAGAUCCAAAGGAACAGAGGAGGAACUUCCAAGAGUAGAGGCCCAAAAGUCGGGCAAAGAAGAGCACGUAGAGGAUGACAGAGCACCAACAGAAAUAACCAAUAAGGGAACCAGGAAUGAUCCGAAGGCAGUGGAACCUUUUCAAUUAGAUGAUUCUGCUUCUCGUACACCAGAAAAGAGAGUUCUUAGAGUUACUCGAAGCAGGAAAAAAGACAAACCAUCAUCUGGGAAUGAGCGCCUACCUUUAAAACGACGUCUCAUUCAUGAUGAAGGUGAGGCAUCUCUGACCCAACCUUCAGACAAGGCACUCACAGGAGCGGAACCUUUCAUACCAAGAAUGUCGACCAGAUUGGCUGAGAAAAGAAAAGCAUUCGAAAGCAAGAGAGAAGCCGACACAUAUAAGCUAGAAUGUACUGCAGCGGAUCUUCGUGAGGAAGACCAAGAAGAGCCCGUGGAAGCUUCAGAAUUCGAGGGGUUGCAGAACACCAGUUCUUUGAAAGAGCCAACUGGAAGGGACGACAGCAGAUUACAUUUCAACGAUUUCGACCAUCAAAGCCCAGCCAUUGAUGAUAUGAUCAAUACUCUACUUCCAAAUUACGCCUCAUCACAACAGGCUAACUUAUCUCAACAAACGAACAGAGAGAGUGCCUUGCCCUCAAGGUCGAACUCAUUUUUUAUCAAACCGACGUUGGCCCCACAACCCACUCAGGGAGUUCUAGGUAGCUACUCUCGACCAUAUCUCCCUUCACAUUGUGCAUCUGAAGCCCUCCAGCCGGUACCAGAUGCUCCAGAUAACUCUGAUUUAUUUUCAUCAGUGCAUCGUUUGGCAAGUUCACAAGACCACUUGACUGGGACUGUGACGGUUGAAUCAUCCUCACAGGGGUUGGCAACUUAUCUACCUCCGACCAACAACCCUGAGAAGAAGAAAAGAAGCUUUAAGGAUCUGGUCAACCAGAUGCUCAACGGUAACUGAUUCUGAGUUAGAAUUGUAUAUUACUUCCAGAGAAGACAGUUCUUGUACAUUAUGAAAUGGCGAACGUUUCAUUCGCCAGUUCGUUCUCUGAAAUAAACACGUUAUUCUUGCUAA
Messenger RNA from Physcomitrium patens, 4481 nucleotides. RefSeq names its product DNA ligase 4. Gene Ontology annotation, molecular function: ATP binding; DNA ligase (ATP) activity; DNA binding. NCBI's taxonomy places the organism in Eukaryota, Viridiplantae, Streptophyta, Bryopsida, Funariales, Funariaceae. The record is from RefSeq and is a predicted model, not a curated record. Gene Ontology annotation, biological process: double-strand break repair via nonhomologous end joining; nucleotide-excision repair, DNA gap filling; DNA biosynthetic process. Gene Ontology annotation, cellular component: DNA ligase IV complex.